GAAUGGAGGCCGGCAUUCCAGUAUUUGAUGGGAAAGGAUAUGAAAUAUGGAGAAAAAAGAUGAAGUCAUUGUUUCUCUCUCAAGAAUUAUGGGAUAUGGUGGAACAAGGAUACACGGGAUUUUGUGAGAAUUCCAAGUUGGGGUUGAGAGAGUGUAGAAUGAAAGACGGGAAAGCUCUAUAUUUCAUUCAACAAGGAGUUUCCGAUACUAUAUUUCCCUAUAUCAUGGAAGCAAAGAGUUCAAAAGAAGCCUGGGAUGCUAUUAGAAAUCGAUUUGGUGAUGGUUUCCAGCAGACAAAGAUUGAGGAGAUAGUAACAAGUGGAAAGGAAUCUGCGACGAUAACCGGAAAUGAAACUGCGACCAUACGUAUAGAAAGAAUGGUGUCAAAGUUAACUCCCAUUUACGAGGAAAGAUGCAUCUUCAGGGUUCCUGAAUCAUUGCGGAAUGGAAACGAGGAAUCUUACGAGCCAAAGGUGCUCUCCAUCGGGCCUUACCACAGAGGCAAACCUCGCCUAGCUUCCAUGGAGGUGCACAAGAUUCGUUACCUGCAACAAUUGCUCCAACUUUCUGGCAAUCAGAGUGUGGACAAAUUGGUCGAAGCCAUCACCCCAGAGGUGGAGAAGGUGAGAAAAUACUACGCCGAGCCUAUAAACAGUAUUUCUAAUGACGAACUGGCUCAAAUGCUAGUGUUGGAUGGAUGCUUCAUCAUUGAGCUCUUUCGUAGGUUUGAAACCAGAGCCGACUUCUUUCCCACAUCUGUGGACAAAGACGAAUAUUAUGAUUUCUCAUUAAACUUGUUUGGGUAUAAACAUAUCACUAACUCGUUAAGAGAUGAUCCCGUGAUUAACUCUGAUGUUUUAUUAAAUGAGUUGCAAAACGACCUCUUAUUAAUUGAGAACCAAAUUCCAUUUUUCAUCCUCGAAAUCUUGUGUAGCGAGAUUAGUAGUACUAUCUUAAGCCUUGAUACGGAGCUCGAAGAAUUGACCAUAAAGUUUUUGUGUCGGAAGUAUGAAAUGUAUAGAUGGUGGAACAAAUUCUUCAUUGAUGAAUUAUUUGAACAUCGGUUACAUUUGUUGGAGAUUGCCCACAAGACUUCAAGCUGCUUCUACAAAAAAGGCUUGAAAGAGGACAUUUCCCCAAAACACAAUACUUUUAUAAGCUGCUUCUACAAAAAAGGCUUGGAAGAGGAUAUUUCACCAUCAUCCAAUUACGGAAAUUUUUGUUUUGUCAACUCGGCCACAAAGCUAGAGGAAGCCAAUGUUAGGUUGAAAGCGGGGACAGACCAAUAUGGAAGCACUUUUAACAUAACAUUUAGUAACGGAAAGUUGACGAUACCAAAAAUUACUAUAGAUGAUCACUUUGAGAUUGAAAUCCGAAACUUUAUUGCUUUCGAGUUAUGUCAACAACAUGACUCCAAUAAUAGGUACUACUGUGAUUACGUCGUCUUCAUGGAUCAUCUAAUUGCCUCAACUGAAGAUGUCGAGUUGCUUAUAUGCCGCCACAUCAUCACCAACCAAAUGGUAGAUUUUAAAUCUAUUGAAAAUAUGUUUAAGAAGUUAAAGAGGUACAUUGUACUGUCAAAUCCUUAUGCUUAUUUUAAAAUUUCCAAUGAUUUGACUAAAUAUUGUGAGUGUCCAUGGAACAAAUUGUUUGGAAGCUUCAAGCAUAAAUACACCAAAAACCCAUGGGCAUUUAUAUCCGUUGUUGUGGCUUCGAUUCUUCUCGGAUUAACUAUCAUACAAACAGUGUUUUCCAUUCUUUCUUAAGUGACUGAUUUCAUCCAAGUGAUUGUUUCACCUUCAUCAUUUUUAUUUUAAGGUUGUUGUAUUUUGUAAGAUUCUACUUUAUGUGAGUUAUCAUUUUAUUGUAAC
Molecule: messenger RNA, 1871 nt
Organism: Impatiens glandulifera
Lineage: Eukaryota; Viridiplantae; Streptophyta; Magnoliopsida; Ericales; Balsaminaceae
Product: UPF0481 protein At3g47200-like
Exons: 3
Coding region: 3-1766 (587 amino acids)
Source: RefSeq, a predicted model, not a curated record